UGAGAAUAAAAAGAGACAUAAGGGUAACAUAGAAGCAAAAUCUCAAAAGCCAAAACUCUCUCUCUCUCAAACGAUCGAAGCGAGAAACAAUGUCGGGGAAAGGAGCGAAGGGUUUGACAACUGGUAAAACCCCAUCAUCCCUCAAAGACAAGGACAAGAAGAAACCCACUUCUCGUUCCUCCAGAGCUGGUCUUCAGUUCCCUGUUGGUCGUAUCCAUCGUCUUCUGAAGUCAAGGACAAUGGCGCACGGAAGAGUCGGGGCAACAGCUGCAGUUUAUUCCGCUGCUAUCCUGGAGUACUUAACCGCAGAGGUGCUGGAGUUGGCUGGUAACGCAAGCAAGGAUCUGAAGGUGAAGCGUAUUACACCAAGACAUCUACAGCUUGCUAUCCGUGGAGACGAAGAACUUGACACUCUCAUCAAAGGAACAAUUGCCGGAGGUGGUGUUAUUCCUCAUAUCCACAAGUCUCUUAUCAACAAGUCCUCAAAGGAAUGAAGGUUUGUAAUUUGCCCAAAUCAGCGCGGAAAAAGAUGGAUUAUGAUGUAAAUUUGUUGAUGAUAACUUGAUUUGUGGAUAAUUUCCUCGUUGUUUUGGUUUGAUUUGGUUGAGUCACAUUUAGAUAAUUUGAUAUUUUCUUCUUUUAUUUAUAUGGAUUGUAUUAACUGACAUGCACACUUUUGUGCCAUGGUGCUGCAUGUCUAGGAUUUAUGUUGGAUUUUUUAUCUUGUCAAACUUGUCUUUGCUUUUUCUUUGAACUGGUUGACAAUGGAGUAAUCGAAAGACUUUUGCUUCA
Molecule: messenger RNA, 792 nt
Organism: Lathyrus oleraceus (garden pea)
Lineage: Eukaryota; Viridiplantae; Streptophyta; Magnoliopsida; Fabales; Fabaceae
Product: probable histone H2A variant 3
Exons: 2
Coding region: 90-494 (134 amino acids)
Cellular component (GO): nucleosome
Molecular function (GO): protein heterodimerization activity; DNA binding; structural constituent of chromatin
Source: RefSeq, a predicted model, not a curated record